UGGGGCCGCCGCCUCUCCAGGAAACACUAUUUAAUGAAUAGUGGGAGUGUGCAGCGCUCGGGAUUUAACACAGCAGAGGCAGAAGCAUCACUCCAACCGGGAAACUACAAGUCAUUUUGUCUCAGAAACAACGUCGGUGAAGCUUGAAUCAUGUGUGGGAUCUUUGCCUACCUGAAUUACCAAGUGCCUCGCACCAGAAAGGAGAUAUUUGAGACGCUGGUGAAGGGACUGCAGAGACUGGAGUACAGAGGGUACGAUUCAGCAGGUAUCGCUGUGGAUGGCCCUAGAAAGUCAACUACUGACAUCAACAGCAACGCCAUCUGCUUGAUCAAGAAGAAGGGGAAGGUCAAGGCCCUGGAUGAGGAACUAUACAAGAAAGACUCGCUGGACCUGGAUGAGGAGCUAUGCACACACAUUGGCCUCGCUCACACUCGCUGGGCCACACACGGAGAGCCAAGCGCUGUCAACAGCCACCCUCAUCGCUCUGACAAGGAUAAUGAGUUUGUCGUCAUUCACAAUGGCAUCAUCACCAACUACAAAGAGCUGAAGGAGUACCUGAUCACCAAAGGAUAUGAGUUUGAGUCAGAGACGGACACAGAGGUCAUCCCAAAACUGAUCAAAUAUGUUUAUGACAACCGAGAGAAUGAUAGUGUCACCUUCUCCACCCUGGUAGAGAGGGUCAUCAAGCAGCUGGAGGGGGCCUUCGCUCUGGUGUUUAAAAGCCGUCAUUUCCCCGGAGAAGCUGUGUCCACCAGGAGAGGAAGUCCAUUGCUCAUUGGUGUGCGAAGCGAGCAUGAGCUGUCGACCGAAAACAUCCCCAUCCAGUACAACAGUGCUCACUUCAAGGAAGGGGUCCAGGAGAAGAACAGCCAUAACCGUCUUGACGGCUCCACGGCCAUCAACUCUGUGGGGGAUGGCAGAGCUGUGGAGUAUUACUUUGCCUCGGACGCCAGUGCCAUCAUUGAGCACACCAACAAGGUGUUGUACAUGGAGGAUGAUGACAUCGCAGUGGUGACCGGCGGCAAACUCUCCAUUCACAGGUUGAAACGACAGGUUGGUGAGGAUCCAGUGAGGGCAAUCCAGACCCUGCAAAUGGAGCUGCAACAGAUCAUGAAAGGUAACUUUGAGGCCUUCAUGCAGAAGGAGAUAUUUGAGCAGCCGGAAUCAGUUGUCAACACCAUGAGGGGCCGGAUUUGUUUUGACUCCAACACAGUGAUUCUCGGCGGCCUGAAGGACCACCUGAAAGAAAUAAAGCGCUGCAAACGGCUAAUAGUGAUCGGCUGUGGCACUAGUUUCCACGCUGCAGUGGCUACCAGACAGAUUCUCGAGGAGCUGACAGAGCUGCCUGUCAUGGUGGAGCUGGCGAGUGACUUCCUGGACCGCAACACACCUGUUUUCAGAGACGAUGUUUGCUUUUUCAUCAGCCAGUCAGGAGAGACAGCAGACACCUUGAUGGCAUUACGCUACUGCAAGAACCACGGUGCUUUGACAGUUGGUAUAACCAACACUGUGGGCAGCUCCAUCUGUAGGGAAACAGACUGCGGCGUCCACGUCAAUGCUGGGCCUGAGAUAGGAGUGGCUAGCACAAAGGCCUACACCAGUCAGUUUGUGGCCCUCGUCAUGUUUGCGCUGAUGAUGAGUGAGGACAGGCUCUCCCUACAGCCUAGAAGACUGGAGAUCAUCAACGGCUUCAGGGUGCUACCAGAGCUGAUAAAGAAGGUGUUGUCCCUGGAUGAGAAGAUCAGGGCCAUUGCCAAUGAACUUUAUCAGCAAAAGUCUCUUCUGGUCAUGGGCCGAGGUUUCAACUACGCUACCUGCCUUGAGGGGGCACUGAAAAUCAAGGAAAUCACAUACAUGCACUCCGAAGGCAUCCUGGCUGGGGAGCUGAAGCACGGACCUCUGGCACUUGUAGACAAAGACAUGCCAGUCAUCAUGAUCAUCAUGAAAGACGCCUGCUACACCAAGUGCCAGAAUGCUCUGCAACAAGUCACUGCCAGAUCGGGACGGCCGAUCAUCAUUUGUUGCCAGGACGACCCUGAGAUGACUAAGAACGCCUACCAGACCAUCGAGCUGCCACAUAUUGUGGACUGUCUGCAAGGCAUCCUCACCGUCAUCCCCCUGCAGCUCCUCUCCUUCCACUUGGCCGUCCUUCGAGGAUAUGACGUUGACUUUCCCAGAAACUUGGCCAAGUCUGUGACCGUGGAAUAAAUGCAGUUUGCAAAGCACAGGAGAGGAGAAAGGAGGCUCAUAGAUUUACAGUGCAAUUGUGCAAUUGAACGUUUUAUUGUGUGUGUGUGUGUGUGUGUGUGUGUGUGUGUGUGUGUGUGUGUAUGUGGUGAGGUUGGGGUGAAGUAGGAGGCUGUAUACUUGUAUGUGUGUGUGUGUGUGUGUGCGUGCAGAUGAGGGUGUGAGUGAGAGAAAGUGAAAGAGGGAGGUAUACGGUACAAUGACUUUAUAAAAACAAAAGAAAUGUGAAGUCUGACCAAUACACUGCUGAGGAAGUGCCAGUGCCAUAGAGGCCUCGCGGAACAAUCUAUGAAAACAACAUUCACACAUCCAAAGCAACAUGCUGUGCCUUUUGUCUUAUCUCGAGUUGAGCCAAAAAAAAAAACACAUACAACAGGCUUAACAGAAAAGCAUUGAUAUGGAAUAUUGAAGUGUUUACAGUUGUGCAAUAUGGGGACCAAACGUGCAUUAUGAAUGUACACAGUAUGGUGAUUAAUUCUCUUCUUGUUUUAUUAAUUUUCAAUCUAUUGGGGCCUUCUUACCUCUCUUUGCAUAAUGGGAAAUGUAGGAAUUUAACUGUUUCAUUCCAGAGAGUUCUUUGAGUUAUGAAUAUAUCAAUAUUGUAUAUUUUGUUGCACAUUCAUGCCAUCACUGUGCCUGGUGGGUCAUUAACCCAUAAUUUCAAUAUUUCUAGCAAAAGUUCUUCAAUCUAUCAUAUUAUUACUUGAUUCUCUUGAUAUUCUUUUGCUCCUUUUUAUUGUUUUUAAUUUUAAUUUAAAAUAUAUUUUAUAUCUAUUCUGUUUAACAGAAUUGCAAUUUCCAAAGUCAGUUCAUGGUAGAACAGGAACCUUUUUUCCAGAUUUUCUUUAUACUUAUUCGUGUCAUAGGGUGGAGCCUUUCCACAAAAAUACAUGAGAAUUAUUUAAAGAGCACUCAUGCAACAAAAAAAUAAUGAACGUGACUUUCAAUAAUACUUUUGUUUUGUCUGUCAUUUGUAAGGGUUUAUAAUAAAGAUUAUAUUCUGUAUUUAUCUGAUUUUUAUUUUAUAGGGGCUUAAGAGAGGGUUUGAUUUAUAUCUUUAUGAUUGUAUUUUAUACUGUAUGUUUUUUAGACAUAAACAGGCACUAUCAAUCAAUAAAUAGAUGAAGCAUUCUA
Molecule: messenger RNA, 3381 nt
Organism: Dicentrarchus labrax (European seabass)
Lineage: Eukaryota; Metazoa; Chordata; Actinopteri; Moronidae
Gene: gfpt2
Product: glutamine-fructose-6-phosphate transaminase 2
Exons: 19
Coding region: 151-2208 (685 amino acids)
Biological process (GO): fructose 6-phosphate metabolic process; protein N-linked glycosylation; UDP-N-acetylglucosamine metabolic process
Molecular function (GO): carbohydrate derivative binding; L-glutamine:D-fructose-6-phosphate transaminase (isomerizing) activity
Source: RefSeq, a predicted model, not a curated record